UACUUCAAAGUAAGAUAUGUGCAUAGAAAUUUGUUCAUUUUUUUUAAAACGAUAGUCCAGCCCUCCAACGGCCUGAGGGACCGUGAACUGGCCCCCUGUUUAAAAAGUUUGGGGACCCCUGGUCUUGUCGAUGGAUCCCUUUCGUCCUGGGCUGUGUCUGGGAGCGAUUCGGAUGGUUCGAGCGUGCCAGAGAGGGGAUUACAGGCGGAUUUCCUGCUUGGAAACGCGAGCCGCCAUCCCCACUCGGCCGCCUUGAUCUUUGCGAGGCAACUAUUUCUGGAGCGGAGAAAGAGAGGAAAGGAUGGCGACGGCGGCGUCAGAGCAGCGUCGUUUCGGGGGAAUCCCUCCCUCCCUCCUUCCUUCGCUCCUGGCUUGGUCACGUCCUUAGACGCCAGAGGAAGAGAAAGGCUGCGAGGAAGAAGGUCCCACAUCGCGGGGAAGGGGCGGAGGAGGCGGCGCGAGUGGGAGGAGGGAAACGGGAAGGAAGAGGUGCGCAGGUUUUGCGACACGACUCUGCCGCGUCAGUAGGAGAGAGGAGAGGGGAGGAAAGGACUCCCUGGCGCCCUAGAGAUGGGAAUGGGAGAGAGACGGUCUGAGCCUCUUUGAGGCUGGAAGGAAGGAAGACCCCGCGAUGGAAAAGGCCGGCUCGCUCCACGCCUCGGUGCCCACGCCGCCGCUGCGACUCUACCUCCCUCGGCACUUCAGCUGCAGCGCCUGCAAGGGCGGAUGCAGCCCGGAGCCCGAGCCCUUGGAAGCCGCGCCGAAUGAAGAGGAAGAGGACGAGGAGGAGGAAGAGCCAGAGCCGCCUCCGCCCCGCUCGCCUUCGCCGCCGUCCUCGCCCUCGCCGUCCCGCGGGAGGGAGCCCACGCUGCCGCCGGUGCCCCCCAGCCCCACGCUCCGCCGCCGCGCCAAGUCCCUGCCCACGCCCGGGGAGCGCGGCCUGCGCCCGGCGCUGCAGCACCAGAGCCCCUCGCGGAGGAAGACCGUGCGCUUCGCCGACGCGCUGGGGCUGGAGCUGACCGCCGUGCGGCACUUCUCGCAGCAGGACGUCCCCCGCGUGCCUUCCCCGCCGCCGCUCACCGCCUCCCCCUUCCCUUUCUUCUCCUCCGCGGACUUGUUCAAGACGAGGAAGCCGCCCACCCUGGGCGACCUGGAGCCUGUUCUCUUCGGGCCCCCGGCGUCCAUCCUGGAGCCCCUCUUCCCCCCGGCGCCGGGCUCCAGCGCGGGCUUCGUGGAGCGCGUGAAGCAGGGCAAAGUGAAGCUGGAGUGGGUGCGGGCCGAGGCCGGGGGGCUGCGCGGCGCCAUACGCGUCCUCAACCUGGCCUACGAGAAGGCCGUGUCGGUCCGCUACACGCUCAACCGCUGGGCCAGCUGCAGUGAGGUGCCCGCCGCCUUCCAGGCGCCCCCUUCUUCCUCCUCCUCCGACGGCGCCCUCGACCGCUUCACCUUCCUCCUGCCCGUGGGGCCCGGCGCCACGCAACUGGAGUUCGCCCUGCGGUACCGCGUGGCCGGCGCCGAGUUCUGGGACAACAACGGCGGGAGGAACUACCGCAUGCGAGGGAGGCAGAGGACCCCCGCCGCCCCCGGGAACGAACCCGACGGCAGCGCAGGCGCCUGGAUCCACUUCAUCUGAGCCCGGAAGAAAGGAGUUGUGUUUUCCUUAUGGGAUUUUGUCAUAGAAUCCUAGAGUUGGAAGAGACCUCGUCGGCCAUCCAGUCCAACCCCCUGCCAAGAAGCAGGAAAAUCGCAUUCAAAGCAUCCCCGACAGAUGACCAUCCAGCCUCUGCUUCAAAGCCUCCACCACACUCCGGGGCAGAGAGUUCCACUGCUGAACAGCUUUCACAGUGAGGAAGUCGCGUUGUCCAAGGCUUUCAUGGCCGAAAUCGCUGUGAGUUUUCCAGGCAGUGUGGUCAUGUUUUAGAAGCAUUCUCUCCUGACGUUUUGCCCACAUCUAUGGCAGGCAUCCUCAGAGGUUGUGAGGUCUGUUGAAAACUAGGCAAGUGGGGUUUAUAUAUCUCUAGAAGGUCCAGGAUGGGAGAAAGAACUCUUGGCUGUUGGAGGCAGGUGUGAAUGUUGCAGUUAAUCACCUUGAUUCACAUUGAAAAGCCUUGCAUCUUUAAGGCCUGGUUGGUUCCUGCCUGGGGGAAUCCUUUGUUGAGAUGUGUUAGGUGGCUCUGAUUGUUUCAUGCCUAGAAUUCCCCUGUUUUGAGAGUGUUGUUCUUUAUUUACUGUCCUGAUUUUAGAGUUUUUAAAUACUGUAGCCAGAGGUACCUCACAACCUCUGAGGAUGCCUGCCCCAGAUGUGGGCGAAAUGUCAGGAGAGAAUGCUUCUGAAGCAUGGCCAUACAAGCUGGAAAACUCAGAGCAGUACAGUAAGGAAGUUCUUCUUCAUGCUCAGGUGGAAUCUCCUUUCUGUAGUUUGAAGUCAUUGUUUGCAUCCUAGUCUCCAGGGCAGCAGAAAACAAGCCUGCUCCCCUCCUCCCUAUGACUUCCCCUACAUCUUGAUCCAUGGCUCUCAUCAUGUCUCCUCUCUGCCUUCUCUUCUGCAGGCUAAACAUGCCCAUCUCUUUAAGCCGUGCCUCAUGAGGCUUGUUCUCCAGACCCUUGAUCCUUUUAGUCACCCUCCUCUGGACACAUUCCAGCUUGUCAACAUCUCCCCUCAAUCGUGGUGCCCAGAAUUGGACACAGUGUGAUUCCAGGUGCGGUCUGACCAAGGCAGAAUAGAGGGGGAGCAUGACUUCCCUGGAUCUAGACACUAGACUCCUAUUCAUGAGGCAAACAUCCUAUUGGCUUUUUUAGCUGCCACAUCACAUUGUCAUGUUCACCUUCCUGCCACGAGGACACCGUCUUUUUCACACGUACUGCUGUCGAGCCAGGCAUGGUCCCCCAUUCUGUAUCUUUGCAUUUCAUUUUUUUCUGCCUAAAUGGAGUAUCUUGCAUUUGUCCCUGUUGAUCUCUCUAACCUGUUAUGGUUGUUUUGUCAAGGCCAAGCAUGGGCCAACUUCGGUCCUCCCUCUAGUUGUUUUGGACUCCCAAUUUCCACAAUUCCUAACAGCUGGUAGGUUGUUAGGAAUUGUGGGAGUUGAAGUCCAAACCACCUGGAGGGAUGAAGUUUGCCCAGGCCUGAUUCUACUGCUUGGCCAGAAGCAUAUGACCGUCACCAAGCCACCUUCGCCCCUCCAUUUAAUUACCUAUUUUCCUAUAUGUACACAGAUCACUUUCUUUGAAAUGACAAUCUGCCAGCCUGUCUAAAAUAUGGAGAACGGACAAAACAGGCCACUGGGUCAGGUUUUGACUUGUCAAAAAACGUUAGGGGAAGGAGCACCUCACAUUCUGAUUUAUAGGGCUGCUGGUUCUUCAUUGGUAAAUAAAUAUAGCGUUUGCCUGUAUGGGUGAGAAGUCCAUCUUGCCUAUAAGAAGACAUUCAGAGGCUGUUAUUCAGUCUGCCAUGAGACCUUGGCAGAUCCUGGAGCUGUUGUUCGGUCCCUCUGCAGGUGCUGCACGUCUGUGCCUGAAAGGUUGCGGAUGAGGUGUCGCUCAAGAUCAAAGAAAACUUAUUUCCUCCUCCGUUCCCUUGGCCUUUUCUUCCUCAAGAUCACAAGAGCUUGUCUGCUUCUCUCACGGGUAUCUUUUCCUCUGAGAUUGUUCACUUGGUGUCUCUGAGUUGUGAGAUGUUCCUUAUUUAUACACUACCAGAUGAUAUUUUCCAAACAGUGUCUUUGCAAGUUAAAUACAGAUGGAUUAUAUUUUAUAUUUUGAGGACUAAUAGCAGGGAGAAGAGAAAAGCUGUUUCAAAUUCCUUCUGUGAACUGACAAGCAGUCAGAGUAUCUGGAAAGUAGUGUGUUGUAAUAAUAACACACAAAACCCACAGUUUCCUACACUGUGAGCUUCCUCCUUUGUUUCCUCUCAGUUGUGAUGAAAAAACUGGGUUUUUUGUUGCAUAGAAAGGGUAGGAAGUUUGGGCAAGCCUUAACCAAAUGUAUGUAAAUGUUGGGGACAUAAUUAGACUUUUUGAAGCAAGGGUAUUUCUGAUUCCUACAUGAUGGUCACCGUUAGACGCCAAUAUCCGAUUUUAGGUUGCCAUUACUGAUCACUGCUGCAAUAAUUAUUUCAGAUUUCUCUGUGGUUUAGCUUCCAAAUACAUUGGACAGUACUGGCCCUGAAUGACAAAGCAAACAGCCCUUCUAUAUUGGAAACAGUACAACAGUGCACCCAUCCGAGAGAGGCAAGAAACAAGCUUCAUAAGCAACCUGUGCUGCUUUUUUGGCUGUGCUUAGAACUAGAUCCUGUGCAUUUUUUUGCUGAGAAAUAAACGGCAGUGCUCAAGAUGGGGGUUUACUCUUAAGUGUGCACAGGAUCCUGAGCUUAGACUUGGAAUUUGUCUCAUGGAUUCCGGGUGACAUGUUUAAAAAUAUGAGAAGGACCAGGCUGAAACAGAUUGAAAGCUUGUCUAGCCCAACAUUGUGCAGCCAACUAGAUGUCCUUGUUAUGCUCACGUAAACAGCAAUAGUUUCUUGCUCAUGCCACAUCGAAUGGUAUUCAGAGGCAUACUGUUUCUGCUGUUGGACACAAUGCCUUUAUGCAUUGUAGAAAUGGAUAACCUCCAUAAAUUAAAGUACUGUCAUCCUCUUUAAAAGCUAUCCAGCUUGAUGGCUAUCUUUUCAUUUUGUUGUAGCAGAUACCACAUUUUCACUCUGUUCUGUGAAGCUGUACUUUCUUUUAUCUGUCCGGACUAUUCUAUUAGUUUUAUUGGAUGCAUCUACGUUCUAGUUGUCUCCACUUGCUAUUUGGCUUUUCCACAUCAUGCAGCAUUUUAUAGACCCCUAGGUGGCUUGCAUUAGGAACCAUAAGUACAUUUUACCCUAUAACUGCUCAGUGGUAAUUCGGCUUUGAUGCUGGCAUAUUUGAUGCUUGACAUAGCUCUCUCAACAAUUCUUAUACGGUUGCCUCUGAUUCUGAAAUGCCUUGCUUUCUGCGUGUGUCCAUCAAAAGUCAACUAAAGCUAAGACUUAGGUAUUCAGUAUGGAUGUGCACCAGUCUCUCUUUAGCUAUGCCAGAAAUUUCCCUCUUUGUAGGCAAAUGUAGUUUCUGUAGGUAUGUCUAGCUCAACUCAUUCAGCUGGGGAUUGCUAUGAUUAGUAUAAACCAGGCAUGGGCAGACUUUGACCCUCCAGGUGUUUUAGACUUCAAAUCACACAAUUCCUAACAGGCUACUAGCUGUUAGGAAUUGUGGGAGUUGAAGUCCAAAACACCUGAAGGGACGAAGUUUGCCCAUGUGUUCUGUGACUGUUUAAGUGGAGGAAUAUUUAACAUUAGCAAAGGAAAAAUGGGGGGGGGGGGGGUGACAAAUUUUUCUUGAGAAAGUGUGUUUUCUAUCAGAUGUAAUUACUCUUGUGCUGUUCCAUUUGCUGCUAAAAAUUAGAGCAAAUAUUUGUUUGUUUUCAUUUCUGCAUAUGUGUAUAUGGAGGAAUGCAUGGGGAAAAAUUUUUGGAGAUUAAUUUAAAAGCAUUUUCUGUUUCUAAUCGCUUUUCAAAUAGAAGUUCAGUAGGAUGAUAAUGCAGAUAUUUAUUGUAUCAAAGCCCUGUCUUAUCAUGGAUGUGACUAAUUGCAAACCUGCUGACACAAGGAUGAUUUCUCACUUGUGAGGGUGGGUUCAGUGUUUAUCUGAAGAGCAGAAGCCUUGUCUUAAUCAUGAUUUAAAUACAUUUCCAAAUAAUUAAGAAAUCUUACAUUAAUUGAAGUCCAUCAGUCAGCUGCAAUAGACUUGAGGUUUUUGGGGUUGCUUUUAAGAAACCCUUUCUCAAAGGACCUAUUCAAAAUAAAUAAAUAUUAGGAGGCUUAUAUUAAGUCAUGUGGGAACACUGUAUGGUUUUCCUAAUGUUUUGUCUUACAAUUCCCAGCAGCCAUAGUUUUCAAAAAAGGAAUUUGUAGGAGUUGUAGUCCAAACACAGGUCAAGCCAAAGACCAGGAUAGCCAACUUCUAAGGUUCCAAGAGCUAUGCAAAAAUAGGAAAUUGUACUCCAGAAGCCUCAAGGGAUACAUUUUCCUGCAUUUAAAUAUUACCACCCUUAUCCCCAGUUUGUUUUCAAUCUGAAAAGGCCUUUUUAUUUAGAAGCAGGAACUGAUCAGACAGUAACUUCUGCUUUUUAUUUAAAAAGUCAUUUCAGGCCUGUAAGUUCUGUAAUACUUUUUUUUUUAAAUGAUGGUUUGAGCCUGAAAUAUUUGUGAAUUUAAAAACCUGUUUAUAUUCAUGACUGAGCUUAUGUUGUAUUUAUAAACUGGUUCUUAUCUUUGCAAAUAAAAUGGGCAUUGCUGUUUUUGAGAGCUUUAAUGGUCUGUUUUCUCAGGGCUAAAAUGUGCUUAUGCCUUAUGUAGGAAGGAUGGACAUUUAUUUCAAUACAGUACUUUAAAAAUAGUAUUUAUGAUAAUGUUCUCAAUUGUAUUUAUGAGAGAUGUAAUGCCUUAGACUACUGUAGUUUGGGUGUCUGGAGGUAUCUGAAAAAAUACAAUUUUUGUUGGUUUCGUACAGGAUUAUUUUUGCUAGAAAAUCUAAAUACAUGUUUGAUUAGAUAUAUUAAAAAUUAUAGAUUGCAGCAGUUCUGCAGUAGACAGUAAUUAAUAAUUUAUGACGUCCUUGCUUUGACUUGCUAUUUUUGCACUAGAGUGGCCACCUCUGAAUUGUUUGCCUAUGCCUUUUGUGGCAGCUUCCCAAGAAGAAAGUAAGCCAGUGGAGUAGUCUCUGGUAUGGACACAGUCACUGGGGGUCAGCGUUUUAUGGAGGCUUGGUUAAAAAAACUGCCCAUGGGCUGUAUCCUUGAGUUUAACUCUUUUCACCACUAUUAACACACCCUCUUUGCUUAGGUGUUGCAUUUGACCCUGAUCUGGGAGACCUCCUAGAAGGAGAAUUAUGUUGGUACUGCUCAUUUUCUCCUCUCCUCGUAUUUGCUCACUUACAUAGAAACACUAGUGAACAGAAUCCAACUGCAGGGAGGAGGAAUCUUUUAAGAAGAUCCAAGAAUUCUUGGAAAUAUCUCAAUGGGUGCCAGUGAUACCACGCCCAACACCAGCCUUGGAUACAGAAAGAGGACAAGCUCUCCUACUUAAUUCCUGUAGAUCUGGUGGCUGUUGAAGACACAUAAACAAUAUUAGAUUAAAUUAGUACCAUGAUUUGAGAACCUUGGGAUUCUUCUGAAAUACUCACACCAGCCAUGUUUCAGAAAAUCCAGGUGUGGCCUUUUUGCAAGGCUGAGAAACAGGUGUGUGACUCUGUUCCUGCAAAACUUAAACUUAUGUGUGCAUUGUGUUUAGAGCAGUGGUCCCCAGUCUUUGGUCCUCCAGUUGUCUUGGACUUCAAUCCCAGAAAUCCCAGCCAGUUUACCAGCUGUUAGGAAUUGUGGGAACUGACACCCGAAAGAGGAAGUGGUGGCAUUUCUUCUUUCAACCAUAAUGUUCUUAGCUAAAGAGUGGCUCAGGCCAUAUUGCUCUCAAGUUACUGUCUUGGAUCAGGCUCUUGAUUUUCUAGCGACUCACUCCUUACUGAAAGAAAUUAGGGGACUGUUGUUAUAUGCUGCUUCAUGAUCUGAAGAUAUGUUUAAAUGCUAUGCAUAAACAUUUUCCAAAUGCUCAAUCUGGAACUGGCCGUUUUAUAAAAUACUAUCUUAAAGUGUAAUAAUAAAUAUCACUAGCUAUGGUCUCUAUACCUUAGUAAGUAUUUUUGAGACGUUGCACCAGGCAUUAGCUCCAUUUUGAUAGACAGGUCUUUUCAUGUGCAGACUGGGGGAAGAAACAAAGGAGUUGGCUCACAAUGUAUAUGAUUGUUGAGAAUGAAUAUUAUAUCUGUGACAUGAGUUAGUAUUUAUACACAAUGUUUUGAGGAAAUAGUUUCUUUUAGUAUUGCUAGGAGACUUAAAUGCCGAUCAGAAGCACUUUUCAAAUGGAGUAUAUGUGUGUAGGUAUUGCUGAAGUCUGUAUGUACUCGUAAUACCUAGUAAAGAUUAUUGACUCACACUGUGAUAUUAAAAUGAGCUAGAAAUGAGUAACUCUUGCCUACAGAGCAACAAAUAGCACUUUGCAUAUACUGAGAGCUCUCUAAGGAGCCAUGCUUGAAAUGAAUGUUCCUGAACAUUGUUGUGAUUUCAGUGGGCACAGGUGUGACCCGGUCUUUUUUGUGAACCAAAUGUAUACAGUACUGUUGUAAAGCAAAGAAGAUUCUAUAUAUUGCAAUGGUAAAAUCUUUAAAAUAUAGGUAUAUUUUUCAUUUGGGUUGGCAUGAGUGUUCUUAAAUGCAAUAUAUAUUUUUAAAAGUUAUCUGCUGUAUUGUAUUGUUAUCUGCACACAAACCAGCGCACCCAACUAUCCUUUCCUAAUAUUAUUAGAACAACUUUCCCCAAAGCAAUAUUCUAGAGUAAUGAUUGUAAAUGUAUAUGGUAGGGAAAAUGCUGGACUUCUUUAGAAGCUUAUAGUGAGAAUAAAGUAGUGGCGGGCAAGUUUCCCAGCAUGAAAAAGCCAGCCUUCUCCUUCUAAUAUCCAGUAUACUAUAUGAAUCCUGGAAUUAUUGAUUCUAGGAUAUGUUGCGGGACACAUGCUCAGCCAAUGCAGAGCAAAUGUGAAAUGUCCAGACUGGAUUAUACGGACUGUGGGAGUGUUUGAACUGUCACAUUUGAUCCAUGCGUGCAAUUCCUUCACAUCGGUGAACAAACCAGGAAGCGUUUCAUUAAUUAUGCUUUCCUGAUUUUGUCCAUGUUGGAAAACUAUUGCUAACGGCUUUGAAGUAAGCCAAAAUAUUGCAACAUGGCUUCUUGAAAAGCUUGUUCUAAGGAACAUCAUAAUGUUUUACCUUAGGCGGGAUGGAUUGUCUGGCCACUCGAGCAAGGGAGGAGCUAUGUCCUCAUGAAACGUUUUUAUAUCUCAUCAAGACACCCCAUAAUCUUUUCCGAUACAUGGGGUUUCAAAGGAGAAACAGAGGAUUCCUUUAUAAUGAAGUGCAUUUCCUACAGCUGGAAUGUUUGCAGAUUACAAUGGGUUAGUGGACAAAACCUCCUUUUUUCACAUUAGCUUUUUAUUCCUCUUCUCUUCAUAAUGAAAACCGCUUACUGCCAGUGUAAAAAAAUGUAGCUUUAUGAAAUGUGCCAUGAAAUGUGCAAUAUGUUUUCCAUUCCUUUUGGUCAAUGUAAAAUUCUCAACAAGUUGUGUAGCACUCAGGUAUAAUAACCUUAACUGCUUCUUUUCAACUAAAUGUAUUGCCAUCCCAUUAGCAUUGUCUGAAAUGUCUGUGGCCCUCACAACAUCUCAAUAAUAAUUACGCUAUUUAACAUUAGUUACACUUCAAUGUGUUGUGUGGUUGACAGGCUUGUGAAAGAGGUUGAAAUUGGUACAUUAUUUGCAUCCAUACAUAGUUUAUUGAAAGAAAAUCCAGCUUAGUUGUUCUUUGCAUAUAUCAAAUGAACAAAUGUGUGUUCAUGCGUAACAUUGUUCUUUUAUCAGCUAGCUGAAGCAUGAGUUAAUGAAGCUUGCAGGCAAAAAUCUGUCAAACCUAUAUCCUUCUAAAAAGAUGCUAAUCUGUAGCCAAUUCAGAUUGUUUAGGUGCCUUCCGAGGAUAAAUCACUACUACGAUGUCAGAUAUGUUUCUUAUUUAACUGGCUUUUCUUUCAUUCUAAAGAAUAUGUUUCAUGGCCUCUACUUCGGUAUUGAUUUAUACUAUAAAAAUAGUUAGUGGAUAAACUAUUUGCUGAUAUUUCUCCCCUAUUGUCAGAAAAAUGUCCUUGGGACAUUGAGCCAGUCCUUUCAAAAAGCCUAAUGGGGUUUAAAACUUUUGUUUAUACUAUAGUGAACAGUUGCUGUGAUAAAUGUCUUUGUGCAUUUCUAUAAACCACAUUUAUACCAAGUCUAGAAAAUAAUAAAAUGUCUAUAGUUCAUAGUAUAUAUUUGUGCAGCUCUUAUGCAAAUGUAUUCUGUACACACCAUGUAUUUAUAUUUAUUCAUUCAUUCUCCUAGUUUUCUACGGGGUUGGUUUUGCACAGAGUUGAUUUUAAGUGUGUUGCUCUUAUGCUGCAUUGGAACUACUAGAUGGGUUUUAUCUCUCUUGCACAUUGCAUUCAUUUGAAAAGGAAUAUUCUCUGAAGGACUUCUAUAUUUUUGCUUCUACAUUUUUUUAAAAAAUGAUAUGCACGGCUAUUUAGCAAAACUUGAAUAAAUGUAUGUCAUACA
This is a messenger RNA of Anolis carolinensis (green anole), 10206 nucleotides long. RefSeq names its product protein phosphatase 1 regulatory subunit 3E. The record is from RefSeq and is a predicted model, not a curated record. Bases 632 to 1633 code for a protein of 333 amino acids. Lineage: Eukaryota; Metazoa; Chordata; Lepidosauria; Squamata; Anolidae. The transcript has a single exon. Gene Ontology annotation, biological process: regulation of glycogen biosynthetic process. Gene Ontology annotation, cellular component: protein phosphatase type 1 complex. Gene Ontology annotation, molecular function: protein phosphatase 1 binding; glycogen binding.